Messenger RNA from Penicillium alfredii, 612 nucleotides. RefSeq lists its product as uncharacterized. The record is from RefSeq and is a predicted model, not a curated record. The transcript is spliced from 2 exons. The annotation marks the transcript as partial. Gene Ontology annotation, biological process: pectin catabolic process. Gene Ontology annotation, cellular component: extracellular region. Lineage: Eukaryota; Fungi; Ascomycota; Eurotiomycetes; Eurotiales; Aspergillaceae. Gene Ontology annotation, molecular function: polygalacturonase activity.
AAGGAUAUCUUCUUUGGAAUAAAGAUAAAUAUAUAUAUCGACAACUCGGAUUGUGACAACGGCGGCCACAAUACGGAUGCCUUUGAUGUCGGCGCGAGUACCUAUAUCACCAUCAGCAACGCGGUAGUGAAGAACCAGGACGAUUGCCUGGCGAAUAUCCUCUUCACUGGCGGCUACUGCUCCGGCGGUCACGGCCUCUCAAUCGGUUCAGUCGGCGGACGCGACAACAACACCGUGAAGAACGUGACGAUCUCCGACUCGACCGUCACCAACUCGGCCAACGACGUGCGCAUCAAGACCGUCUACGAGGCGACAGGCUCUGUUUCGGGCGUCACAUACUCCAACAUCGAGCUAUCCAACAUCUCCAAGUACGGCGUGGUCAUCGAGCAGGACUAUGAGAACGGCAGCCCGACCAGGACGCCCACGACCGGAGUGCCGGUCACAGAUCUGACGGUGGAGAAGGUCACUGAUAUGGUGAAGAGUAACGCGACCAACAUCUUGAUCUUGUGCGGCGAUGGUAGCUGCUCGGACUGGACUUGGUCCGGGGUCAGUGUCAGUGGAGGGAAGAGCAGCGAGAAGUGCCAGAAUGUGCCGUCUGGUGCUUUGUGCUAG